Molecule: messenger RNA, 2296 nt
Organism: Manihot esculenta (cassava)
Lineage: Eukaryota; Viridiplantae; Streptophyta; Magnoliopsida; Malpighiales; Euphorbiaceae
Product: serine carboxypeptidase-like 42
Exons: 10
Coding region: 528-2003 (491 amino acids)
Biological process (GO): proteolysis
Molecular function (GO): serine-type carboxypeptidase activity
Source: RefSeq, a predicted model, not a curated record
CAUCUCUUGACUUAUUUGACUGUGAUUUCUUUAUCUUAUCAGUCUUGGAAGAUACCAAAAGGAUCUUUUGCAACCAAACAGUACUUAAAAUACUUAAAAUACUUAAAAUAUUAGCAGCAUGUUUAUGGUCCCAACGUCUCUCUCUCUCUCUCUCUCUACAACUGCAAAUUCCCUCACCCGGCCAGUCUGCACCUUCUCAACGUCUUCCUUUUUCAUCUCUAAAUUUGCUAUACAUGCAUGCAUUUUUAGCAUAGGAACAGCAAAUCCAAUGUUGCUUAGAAAUAUCAAAUUCCAUUUACAAUUCCAGAUCUUGGGCUGGAAGGAACUAAGUGGGCAGCCUUUCAGUUAAAGCAAUCUUCAGCAUUCACGUGCCUCUUCAAACAGUGUUUGUUUCAUCAUAAUACAUAAAGUGCUUAUAUUCUGCAUGCAACAUAGAGCGUUAUCAUUUUCAAGAUUUCUUUUUGAUUUCUUAUUACCCUUUUCUUUUUCUUAUAUAUAUUGUACAUAGAGAAGGGAAUUUUCUUGGAAUGAAUAAAGGGUGUGAGUCUGGUGUGACUGCGAGUAUCAUGGGGUUUCGUGAGAUGGGUAGGUGCUCCUUCGGUGGGGUAUUGAUUUCUCUCUUGUGUUUUGGGUGGUUGGUGAGUUAUGUGGCGGAAGGCUACCCUGCUGAGGAUCUGGUUGUCGACUUGCCUGGCCAACCCCAAGUUGGAUUCAAGCAAUUUGCUGGGUAUGUUGAUGUAGAUGUCAAGCAUGGUAGGAGCUUGUUUUAUUAUUUUGUAGAGGCUAAGCAGAGCCCUGAAACUAAGCCCCUUGCUCUAUGGCUCAAUGGAGGUCCUGGUUGUUCCUCCAUUGGUGGAGGUGCCUUCACUGAGUUGGGUCCCUUUUUUCCUGAAGGGGAUGGCCGAGGCCUUCGAAGAAAUUCAAUGUCUUGGAACAGAGUAUCAAACAUCCUCUUCGUUGAGUCUCCUGCUGGAGUAGGAUGGUCUUACUCAGCUACAGCUUCUGAUUACACUACAGGAGAUGCCAAAACUGCUAAUGAUAUGCUUAUGUUCUUAUUGAAGUGGUAUGAGAAGUUCCCAGAAUACAAAUCACGGGAACUGUUUCUUACUGGAGAAAGCUAUGCAGGGCAUUACAUCCCACAGUUGGCUGAAGUUCUUUUGGAUCAUAAUGCACGUUCAACUGGUUUCAAGUUCAAUAUCAAAGGAGUUGCAAUUGGGAAUCCACUCCUUAGACUUGAUCGGGAUGUUCCAGCAACAUAUGAAUUCUUUUGGUCUCAUGGGAUGAUUUCUGAUGAGAUUGGCCUCAAGGUCAUGAAUGAAUGUCAGUUCGAGGACUACACCUUUUCAAAUCCACACAAUGUAACAGCUGCAUGUAAUGAAGCCAUAUCUGAAGCAAAUAGCAUUGUCGGUGAAUACAUUAAUAAUUACGAUGUUAUCCUAGAUGUUUGCUAUCCAUCUAUAGUGGAGCAAGAACUGCGACUUAGGAAAGUGGUUACCAAGAUAAGUGUCGGAGUUGAUGUAUGUAUGACCCUUGAAAGAAGUUUCUACUUCAACCUUCCUGAGGUUCAGAAGGCUCUUCAUGCUAAUCGAACUCAUCUGCCAUAUAGAUGGUCCAUGUGCAGUAGUGUUCUAGAGUACAGUGAUACUGAUGGUAAUUUGGACAUGCUUCCCAUUCUCAAAAAGAUAAUUAAAAAUCGUAUUCCAGUUUGGGUAUUCAGUGGUGAUCAAGAUUCUGUUGUACCACUUCUGGGUUCAAGAACACUUGUUCGCGAGCUAGCUCAUGAUCUAAACUUCAAGAUUACAGUCCCUUAUGGAGCUUGGUUUCACAAAGGCCAGGUAGCAGGUUGGGCAACAGAGUAUGGCAAUUUAUUGACUUUUGCCACAGUAAGAGGUGCUGCUCAUAUGGUGCCAUAUUCACAGCCAUCAAGAGCUUUGCAUCUAUUCAGUUCAUUUGUUCGUGGCCGGAGAUUGCCUAGUAAACCGCGCAUUCCAAUAGAUGAUUAACAGGUGUUUGAUCAAUUGUCACAGCAUAUGAUUAUAGGGUUCUCAUGAUGCUUCUUAAAUCAAAAUUCUGAGAACAAUAAGUGUUAUCAGGAAUAAUGAUCUCAAAGAGAUGAGGCAUUUGAAUUGUAGUUAGCGGUGUCUUGAUUUUAUUUUCUGGAACUUGUAUCUAAUUGGAAUGGAAGAUCAUAUUCAUAGUGUAUCUGAUGAGGUUUUAGCUGUAGUUAGACUAGUCUCCAACAGCCAUUAUGUAAACUAAGGAUUUACAAAGCUGGAUUAAGAAGAAAGCCUCUUUU